GCUGCUACCUCUGCGGCCGGCCACAUCCUACCGCAACAAUUACAUGUGACCCCCCUAGUGCGCGCCCAAGAACCACUUGAUCUUCCAGUCGUGCCAUCACGAGAAAACUCGAAAAGUUUGACGUUUGGUCCUUCGUGCCGGAUUUAACACGGAGUGCAUGUCAGCGGCGACGGCGAGCGUCGAGUGUCAGUGACAGUGUUCAAGUGCCCGUGUCGUAACGUCGUCGGAUAAAGCUGCGUUUGUGCGUAAAUACGAAAAACGGAUCCUUGUUGUUACACCGGCCAUGUUGCAUACCAGGUAAAGUGAGACAGCUUUCGCGGCAUCUACGUGCGUAACCGAGCGAGAGGGACUCAGUCCUCCAGAGGCUAAACAAGUUCGUGGACGGGGCGAAGAGGUGAGGAAUGCUAGAGUACCGCAGCAUCUAACAUAGACACACACACACACACGUGUCGACCGAAAUGACCGACUAAUUUCGGCGAUUUCAUGGAGACUUCGACGUCCGGUAAAGCGACGAACCUCGGAGAUUCCGACGCUAGGUAAAGCGACGAACCGAAAAAACUCUCGUUUCUAUUUAGAAAUGUUAACGAGCUGAUAUGUGCGACAUGUGCGGUAUCUACAGACUUUUGUUCGCCACGGGGUUCCUGCUGUUGAUCGGGGCCCAAGGACCUGGUCCCGGACCGGGAAAGAAGCACCUCGGUCGCGAACUGUCCCAUUUUGAUUACGCGCCCCAGAUGCAGUCCAGGGCUGUGGACACGAGGGUAACCUUAGAGAUAGCCGAGGGUCAGCCUAAGAACACGAUAGUUGGACGGAUCCCACUCAAACCGGGAUUCACGUACCGUUUCAACGAACCACCUAAAGAAUUCUCCCUCAAUUCAGUCACUGGGGAAAUACGUACCAACGUAAUCUUGGACAGGGAAAGCUUGACCAACGACAGGUACGACUUGGUGGUCCUAUCAAGUCAACCCACCUACCCCAUCGAAGUUAGAAUAGUGGUAACGGACAUAAACGACAACGCACCCCAAUUUCCCGAACCCGUAAUUUCCAUUUCGUUCUCCGAAAGUGCUGCCGCCGGUACUCGUCUGCUCCUGGACGCAGCCACCGAUCGAGAUUCGGGAAUGAACGGCGUCAGCGACGAUUACAGGAUCGUGGCGGGGAACAGGGACGACAAAUUCAAGUUGGUGGUAACCGCCAAUCCCUCAGGAGAUACGUCGUACCUCCACAUCGAAACUACCGGGAAAUUGGACAGGGAAACUCAGGGUUUUUACGUGCUCAACAUAUCCGCGAGAGACGGGGGAACGCCGACUAGAUACGGAUUUCUACAGGUCAACAUAACGAUCUUGGAUGUCAACGAUAAUCCCCCCAUAUUCGCGCACAGCGAUUACAUCGUGUCUUUGAACGAGAGUGUCCCCCCGGGCACCUGGGUGUUGUCGGUGAUGGCGACGGACAAUGAUUUCGGCGACAACGCCAAGAUCACCUACUACUUAUCCGACACUGAGACGCAGUUUUCGGUCGAGCCAGAAACUGGUAGUAUCUCGACCACGGAAGUCCUAGAAUGCCCCCAACAGAACUGCCCACAAGUUUCGACAAAAUCAGGUGGAUGCCCGAAAAGUUGCGUUUUCACAGUCUUCGCUAGAGAUCACGGAACUCCCAGACAAGUUGGGAGGACUUACGUUACUGUUAAUUUACUGGACGCAAACGAUCACGAUCCCAUAAUCAAAUUCAGGUACUUCCCAGCCACUGCAGGCUUCGCCACAGUGGACGAAAACGCUGGGAAUGGUUCUGUGGUAGCUGCCGUAUCAGUUGCAGAUCCUGACGAAGGUCUAAACGGCGAAACAACUGUAAGGAUAGUAUCAGGCAAUGAACUAAACCACUUCAGAUUGGAUUACACACCUAGCUUCGAUAUAGUCAGGGUAAACGGCAUCCUAGACAGGGAGGAAAUCUCCAAAUACAACCUAACAGUCGUGGCCACAGAUAAAGGAUCACCACCAAGAACCGCCACAGCCUUUUUGAUAAUCCACGUAAACGACGUCAACGACCACGAACCCGUUUUCGAAAAAACCGAAUACUCGGCGAUUCUAAGCGAACUUGCACCCUCUGGAACCUACGUAGCUGGCAUAACAGCUUCCGAUGAAGAUUCUGGAGUUAACGCGCAAAUCUUCUACGCUUUCGUAUCAGGCAACGAUCACCAAUGGUUCUCUAUAAACCCAGAAUCAGGAUUGAUAACCACCAGAACGACCCUUGAUAGAGAGUUACAAGGUGCUGUCGAAUUGAACAUCUCAGCCAAAGACGGCGGGCCUAACCCAAAAUGGGCUUACACCCAACUCAAAGUGACGAUUCUUGACGAGAACGACGAAGCUCCUCAAUUCUCUCAAAACGUAAUCAAUGCAAGCUUAUCAGAGAGUGAACCUGGUGGUAGUUUGGUAGCCAUGCUGACGGCAUCGGAUCACGAUCAAGGAACCAAUGGUAGCGUUAUUUAUUCCUUGCACGGAUCGGUGACGCAAAGAUAUCCCAAUACUUUUUCCCUGGACACCUUGACUGGACAAUUAACAACGACCAGACAGCUGGAUAGAGAAGAGAUCUCUUCGUUUAAGAUAUUGGUGGUUGCCAAAGAUCAAGGGAUUCCAUCAAAGUCCUCCACGGCUACCGUUUACUUGAACGUCUUGGACGUGAACGAUAACAACCCUGAAUUCUACCCACUCAGGUACUUCGAAGCCGUUUCGGAAGAUACGAAGAUAGGCGCGUCCUUAUUGAGAGUAACUGCGACGGAUAAAGAUGAAGGGGAGAAUGGCAAAGUGACGUACACCAUGGAGAGCGGAGAUAAGAAUUUGUUCCACCUCGACCAGAUCACCGGCGUCGUAUCGCUGAGAGGAAACUUGAGAAGUCUGAGCAAGUCUAUUUAUAAGCUGAAAAUUUCCGCUAAAGACCACGGGGAAAGGAGCGCCGAAGAGAUGGCCACGGUGGAAAUAGUCAAAGAGGUCUACAUGGAAAAGUUACAUUUCGACAAUUACGGAGGAUACGAUUUUCAAAUAGUGGAAGAUUACGGCGAGUAUAAGAAGAGAAGCGUGGGAAGUGUACGGGUUAGGAACAUCCACGCCGUUUAUUCCAUAAUGGACGGAGACCACGACAGGAAUUUCGCCAUAGACGAAAGAACAGGCGAGAUAACCACCGCCAAAAAAAUCGAUCGGGAACAGAUCCCAUCGUACAGCCUGACGAUAGUGGCCCACGACGGACUAUCUUUCGGCAAGACGGUAGCCAACGUCGUGAUACUCGACCUGAACGAUAACAAACCUGUAUUCGUACGCGAUAACGACGAAAUCAAAUUACCGGAGAAUCUGGCGGUCGGUCAAGAAGUGUACCUCGCACGUGCAAGAGACGUAGACGCCGGCAUCAACAGCAAAUUGACGUACAGUUUGGGCUACAACUCCAACAAUCAGUUCAGGAUAUCGGAAGCCACCGGUGUUAUAUACUUAAGUCGACCCAUUAGGGCCGAACCCGAAACGGUACUCCUGGUCGAGGUCACGGCCACUGACGGCGCUGAGCAGCCUCUAUCUUCGAAACACACAAUUUCCAUCAUCAUCGAGGACGUGAACGACCAUACGCCCGUAUUCGAUCAUACUUCCUACGAGACUUCCCUGCUGGAAUCCACGCCGGUCAACGAGAGGUUCUUCGCCUUGGCUGCCACCGACGCCGAUCUAAACAUGAACGGCCACAUCUCCUACGAGAUCACCGAGGGAAACACCGAGGGGAAAUUCGGGGUUUUCCCAGACGGUUUCCUCUACGUCCGCCGACCCUUGGACCGCGAAGAACGCGACUAUUUCUCCCUAACAGUACAAGCCAGAGACUCCGGUAACCCACCAAGAUUCUCCGUUGUACCAGUCGUCAUCCACGUGAUCGACGAGAACGACAAUCCGCCCAAAUUCACGAAUACCACCUUCGUCUUCAACAUCCCGGAAAACGAACCUCCAGAUUCGUUCGUGGGAAAACUGACUGCCACCGACAAGGACAUCGGAAGAAACGCCGAGCUUAUCUUCUCUCUAUCCUCGAACCAGAACGGUUUCGCCAUAGACCCCAAGAACGGUUUCAUCAAGACGCUCCACGUCUUCGACAGAGAGAACUUGGUCCACACCACCGGACAGAACUACGUUACCAUCGAGGCUAUGGUCACAGACAACGGAAACCCGAAAAUGAAGGACAAAGUGAAAGUGAACAUAUUCGUGACGGACGUUAACGAUAACCCGCCCAAGUUCUUGAGGACGCCUUAUAAGGUGCAAAUUUCCGAAGGAUCACCGUUGGGAACGCAAGUUAUCAGGAUUUACACGACGGACUCCGACGAAGGACUCAACGGAGAUGUUUUCUACACCAUAACGGAUGGAAACGAAGACGGAAAGUUCGUGGUGGAUGACGCUACUGGUCAGAUAAGUUUGGGUAAACCUUUAGAUCGAGAAACCAAGUCGGUGUAUCAUCUGACUGUGAUUGCACAUGAUGCAGCCAUCACCAAACAGUUGAGUUCCUCUACGACGGUUUACGUAGAGGUGUUAGACGAGAACGAUAACGCACCAGAAUUCACACAGACCAGUUCUAGAAUCUCCAUCAUUGAAACCACACCAAUAGGUACGGAAUUGAUUCAGUUCAGGGCAAGCGAUGCAGAUCUUGGUGUGAACAGUGAAGUCACUUUUUCGAUAACCGCAGGAAACAGAAAGGAUACCUACCAUAUAGACCCUAUAACUGGUAAAUUAUACCUGCACAAAGCUCUAGACUAUGAGGAACUCGAUAAUUACCAAUUGAACAUAACAGCUUCCGAUAAUGGUAACCCAAAGUUGUACACUACCAUCUUAUUCUCGGUGGCUAUCGAAGACGCAAACGACAACCCUCCUUCCUUCCCUAACACAGCCAUAGUGAGACAGAUAAGGGAGGGUAUUCCUGUGCAUACACCCAUAGUGACAGUUACAGCAGACGAUCCAGAUUACGGCAUCAACGGAAAGAUUACGUACUCGAUCUACCAGCAAGAACCAGAAGAUAACAGAAGACACUUCGGCAUCAAUCCUGUGACAGGUGUCAUUCACACUCUUCUCCCAAUAGACAGGGAGACCAUAGACACCUUCAGAUUGACGGUUAAAGCUACAGACCAAGCUCAACCGGUUAACUCGAGGUUAUCGGCGGAAAAAUUGGUGACGGUGAUUGUUGAAGAUGUCAACGACAACGCGCCAGUGUUUGUCUCUAUGAAUUCCGCAGUGUUACCACACUACGAUAUGAAGUUCGACCACGGUGGUGCCUUGAUAAUGAACGUGUUCGCCAGAGACUUGGACUCUUCCACCAACGGUUUGGUGACUUACGAACUUAUAAGCGGCAACAUAGAUCUAUUCCAAUUGGAUCAAAGCUCAGGGUCUCUUAGGCUACGAAGACCGAUUCCAAAUCCGCAGCCUACUUACAAAUUAUCCGUGAAAGCCACAGACGAAGCUGUGCAAAGCGAGAGAAAAUCGACGGAAGCCUAUUUGACUGUUAUCUGUUCGAAAGAAGACGGCGUGGGGCCUAAAUUCGACGAGAUGGGUUUCAGGGGUAGCGUCUACGAGAACGAACCAGCCGGUACGAGUAUACUGAGUGUCAAGGCGCGUUUCGGCGACAACGACAUCGAGUAUUACGUGACAAAUGUGACGGGAGGUGGUGUGCAGGUCGAUCGGUUGUUUGACAUUGACGUUAAGUUGGGGGUUGUGUCAACCGCUACCGUAUUGGACAGGGAGGCAGGCGUGGACGUGUACGACAUCGAGGUUUAUGCGAUCGCCACCGGUGGAAGGCCACGCACGUCAAAAACAAAGGUUCAGAUAACGGUCUUGGAUAAAAAUGACAGCCCGCCAUCUUUCAAGGAUCUGCCAAUGCACUAUACGGUAUCCGAAGAUCUUGGUCCUGGACAGAGUGUGGCAACGGUGAAGGCCGAUGAUCCAGAUUCUAUCGGGGAACUGAGAUACACCAUCAUUAAGGGGAAUGAUGGGCAUUUUGCCAUCGACGAAGAAUCUGGCGUGCUGCAAUUGGUUGAGGCAUUGGAUAGAGAAACGAAGGAUGUCUACAGGCUGACGUUGAGGGCUGGCGAUGGUAACCAAUUCACAGACGCUACAGUGACCAUAGAGGUUACCGAUACAAACGACAACCCUCCAGUUUUCGUGGAGAACGUCUACUCAUUCGACAUACCAGAGAAUGCCGUUCGCGGUUCGAAAUUUGGCCAGGUUCAUGCAGAAGACCCUGACCUAGGCAUAAACUCGCAACUUACCUACACUGUCAUCAGCGACUGGGCCAACGAUGUCUUUUCGUUGAAUCCACAAAGCGGCAUCUUCACAUUGACGUCUAGGCUUGAUUACGAAGAGGUUCAGCAUUAUAUCCUCGUCGUGCAAGCUCAAGAUGCCGGAUAUCCAUCACUUUCUAGUACUCUGACAGUUUACUGCAAUGUCGUAGAUCUGAACGAUAACGCUCCAGUUUUCGACCCUAUGUCCUACAGCAAGGAAAUCUACGAGAAUGCUUCCAUUUAUUCCCCUGUUCUUACUGUCAGUGCAACAGAUUCCGAUUCUGGCAAUAACGGAAAGAUAGUGUACACAAUAUCAGCCGGAGAUGACAAAGGAGAUUUCAAGAUAUUGCCUUCGGGCGAGAUUCUGGUUAACAAGAAUUUGGAUCGUGAAGAACAAGCACUUUACAAUUUGGUAGUUACUGCUACUGAUCAGGCUUCUGACCCCGAAGAGAGGCUAUCGUCUACUGUACAGGUCACAAUCACCCUGAGGGACGUCAACGACAUGUCCCCGGUCUUCAUAACGCCAAACGAAACCACGGUCGCCGAGAACAUUCCGAUCAACACGGUCGUGAUGGCCAUAAAAGCCAUGGAUAAGGACGAAGGAAGAAACGGCUACAUCGAGUACUCCUUGGCCAACGAUCCCCAGACCAACGGCGUAUUUUCCCUGGGGUCCGUUGACGGACUCCUGCGGGUCUCAGGCAACAUAGAUAGGGAGCUGAAGAGCAAUUACACCCUGCUGGUGACUGCGAGGGAUAGAGGCGAACCGCCGCGUGCUACCCAGAUGAAGUUGCUCGUGAAGGUCUUGGACGAGAACGACAACAGCCCAAUUUUCGAUCCGAAGCAGUACAGCGCUUCCAAACCAGAAAACGCAUCCAUUGGAACUAGUGUUUUACAGGUAUCUGCAACUGACGUCGACGAAGGUCUGAACGGACGCGUACGAUACUCCAUCGUCUCCGGCGACACCAAUCGGGACUUCAACAUAGCCGAGGACACCGGCGUGAUCAGGGUGGCCAAAAACCUGAACUUCGAGAGGAAGUCCCGCUACCUCCUCACCGUGAAGGCGGAAGACUGCGCCGGCGACAUCAACGGAGACGUGGUACGUUCCGACGUGGCCGAGGUGUCCAUCACCAUUUCGGACAUCAACGACAACCCUCCCACCUUUUUGGACUCGCCCUAUCUGGCUUACGUGAUGGAGAACACCAUCCCUCCGAACGGGGGCUACGUCAUCACCGUGAAGGCCUACGACGCCGAUACCCUGCCCUUCAACUCGCUGGUGAAGUACUUCAUCAAGGAGGGAGACACCGACAUAUUCAGGAUCAACGCGUCCACCGGAGAGAUUUCGCUGCUGAGGGCGCUGGAUAGGGAACUCCAGCCGGAGUAUACGCUGUCGCUGGUUGCCAUGGAUACUGGUUCACCCCCAUUAACUGGAACCGGCAUCGUCAAAAUCAUUGUCCAGGAUGUCAACGACCACAGUCCAGAAUUCAAGAGGAAAUCUUACCACGCUACCAUCUCCGAAAACUCACCAAUUGGUUCCUGGGUUCUCACCCCAUCCGCCGUCGACAAGGACGCUGAUCUCAACGCAAAAAUCAAGUACUCGCUGAUCGGGGAUAAGGCAGAGAGGUUCUCCCUCAACCAAGAAACUGGGAUCAUCACCACCGCCCAAGUUUUGGAUAGAGAAGAAAGCAGUUCCUAUUUCCUGACUCUGGUGGCUCAAGACUGUUCAACCACAGAUCCCAAAGCUGCAGCCGUUAACCUCACCAUAAUUGUACUCGACGAAAAUGACAAUUCGCCCUCGUUCCCGUCAUCGGAAUACGAAAUCUACAUCUCAGACAAAACGAGGAAAAACCAUUUCGUUUUCGGCGCUCAGGCUACCGACCACGAUAGUGGUGAAAAUGGCAGAAUCACCUACUCUUUGAUAGGACAGCAUUCCUCGAAUUUCACCAUCAAUGCGAAAACCGGUGUUAUACGAGCUGCUCAGGAUCUGAGUCAAUCAUCCAACAAGGUCUUCCAUCUAGAAAUAGAGGCAGAAGAUGGUGGUAAAUCCAGCAGGAGAACCAGCGCCGAACUCAAAGUAUUCCUGAAACCAGACCAUCUGUUCCCAAGGUUCUUGCCGAGCUCAAAAACUAAAUUCGUACUUCCUGAGAACGUGCAAGAAGGAGAAAUCAUCGGAAAAUUCGAAGCUUCGUCACCGAAAAAAGGCGCAAUGGGCUCCAUAAGAUACGCCAUCGCUGGUGGAAACGUAGACGGCGCACUGGAAAUCGAUAAAAUCAGCGGGGAAGUUCAAGUGACGGAAAAGGGCUUAGAUUACGAAAGUUUUCCGUUAUACGACGUUUGGGUUGAAGCUAAGGACUCUGAUAAUCCUCCUCUAAGAAGUGUCCUACAGCUCACCAUCAACGUGACAGAUACCAACGACAACGCUCCAGUCUUCAGCACACCCCUUUACAACGCAACUGUUCUCGAAUCUGAGGCUCCACCUCUCCUCGUCAUGAAAGUCACUGCCACAGACGUGGAUUCAGGCAUGAACGGCCAAGUCAGCUACAGACUAUUGGAAACUUUCGAGGACACCUUCGAAAUCGAUUCCGAAACUGGCGAAAUAUACACAAACACCAAACUGGAUAGAGAAGACGUCCCACAUUACGAGUUACCGGUGGUCGCAAUAGAUCAUGGUAGCCAUCGUUUGACGGGUACUGCCACUGUCUUGGUUACAGUUUUGGACGUCAACGAUAGCCCACCGGUCUUCACGAGGUUAUUCAGCGUCAACGUUACCGAGAAUGCCGAGAUUGGUUCAUUCGUGAUCCGAGUGACGAGCUCCGACCAAGAUAUUGGAGAAAACGCCAACGCAACUUAUAGAUUCACUGAAAACCCUGGAGGAAAAUUCAAGAUCGAUCCCAUAAGUGGAAACGUAACAGUUGCUGGGUAUUUAGACAGAGAACAACAAGACGAGUAUUUGCUGAAAGUGGCAGCUGCAGACGGAGCUUGGAACAGCGAAACGCCCUUGACCAUAACCAUCCAAGAUCAAAAUGAUAAUGCUCCAGAAUUCGAACAUUCCUUCUACAGUUUCAAUUUCCCCGAGCUCCAGAGAGACAUAGUGUUUGUCGGUCAAGUUAUAGCGACAGAUAGGGAUAAACAGGGUCCAAACUCUGUGAUAAGUUAUUCCACUCAACAACCAUCAGACUUGUUCACCGUGGAUCCAGCUAGCGGAGAAAUCUUCAGCAAAAGAUCGUUGAAAUACAAAUACACACAAUUCGAGAAUUCUCCGGAAAAUAUGUACUCCCUAACCAUUUUGGCAACUGAUAACGGCAAGCCGCCAAUGUCUUCUGAAUGUUUGGUUACAAUCAACGUUGUGGACUCGAACAAUAACGCUCCCAAAUUCCUCCAGAAAGAAUAUCUAACGCCAGUUCCAGAAGAUGCUUCAUCGGGUCAACAACUACUGAAGGUGACUGCCAAAGACGAACAAGACGUUGGCGUCAAUGCCGAAAUAGAAUACCUUCUAAUCAGUGGAAACGGCAGCCAGUAUUUCUUUGUGGAUGAAAGAACCGGUUGGGUUAGUGUCAAAGAUAGAAUUGGACAAGUUGGCACUGUGUACAAUUUGGUAGUUAGAGCAAUGGAUAAGGGAGUGCCACCCCAACACGACGAUGUUUCCGUUACACUGAUCAUCUCUGGAGACAACCUAUUCAAUCCAGUAUUCACGGCCUUGAGUUAUCAAGUCAUCGUACCAGAAAACGAACCUUUAGGAUCAACCAUACUCACUGUGAGUGCCAAAGAUAAAGAUCCAGGACCAAACGGUAUAAUAAGGUACAGAAUAUCGGCAGGAAACGAGAACAAAAUAUUCGAAAUCGAUGCGGUCAGUGGCGAUGUUACGAUUCUCAAACCUCUAGAUUACGACACAAUCUCUGAAUAUAGACUGAACAUUACCGCUAGUGAUCUCGGUUUUAAACCGCACGAAACCACAGCUACACUCACAGUCAUCUUAACCGAUAUAAAUGAUAAUGCUCCCGUCUUCAACCAAACUUCAUUCAACGCUUUUGUGUCCGAAAACCUACCACCUGGAACCUUCGUUUGUCAACUGAUAGCGAAAGAUAUAGACUCACCCAAGAACUCGAUCAUUCAAUACUCGAUAUCCGGAGGUUCCGGCAAAGAAUACUUCAGCAUGGAUUCUAAAACGGGAGUUAUAACCUCCACCAGUAGCUUCGAUUAUGAGGAGAGGAACUCGUUCAUUUUGAACAUAAUCGCCAACAAUCCAGACUCGACGAUGUUUGGUGUCACUCAGGUCAAUAUUCAAGUGACGGGUGUCAACGAGUAUUUUCCAAGAUUCGUUCAACCGGUGUUUCAGUUCGAAGUUUCAGAAUCUACAGAAGUCGGUACUGUCAUCGGUACUAUCCAAGCGACGGACCAAGACGCUGGAGAAGAUGGAAAGGUGUACUAUCUCUUCGUUGGUUCCAGUAACGAUCGUGGUUUCGCUAUCAACUCUGAGACGGGAGCGAUCAGUGUAGCUCGCAAUCUCGACAGGGAAACUCAAAAUAGGAUUGUGUUGACGGUUAUGGCUAAAAAUUCGGGUGGCAUAAGAGGUAACGACACUGAUGAGGCACAAGUUGUUGUAACGGUGCAAGAUGGUAACGACCCACCCGAAUUCAUCCACAGUUUAUACGAAGCCCACGUGUCAGAAGGGGCACUGCUAGGCACGGACGUGAUAACAGUGAAGGCUGUAGACAAGGACGUACGACCCCAGAACAACCAAUUCGGGUAUUCCAUCAUAGGCGGCAAUAUCGACCACGUCUUCAAGAUAGACCCGCAAAGUGGCGAGAUCCAAACAGCCAGAGCCUUGGAUCGCGAAACCAUCGAAAUGUACUCGAUAAUCGUCGGUGCCAUAGACACCGGAGUACCACCCGAAACUGGAACUGCAACCGUCAAAAUCCACAUAACUGACAUCAACGACAAUGGUCCAAUAUUCGAUUCCCCUCAAGUCGGAUACGUGAUGGAAAACGAACCAGCGGGUACCAGGGUGAUGACAUUGUCCGCGAAAGACCCAGAUUUGCCUCCAAACGGCGCACCUUUCAGUUACGUUCUUGUUGGAGGGGAACACAAGGAUCUGGUUAAAGUGGAUAAACAUACGGGUAUAGUGACUACUAGAAAGAGUCUGGAUAGAGAACAAAUUCCCGAAUUGAAGGUAGUGGUGGAGGUUGAAGACAGUGGUGUACCCAAGAUGAAAUCGCAACACGAUGUCAAAAUAAUCGUUUUGGAUCAGAACGACAGUCCCUCCACACCUCGAUCUGUUCACGUGAUAGUUUACGCCUUCAACGACCAUUAUCCUCUGGGCAAGAUCGCUGACAUACACCCCAACGACCCAGACACUACAGGAGAUUACAAAUGUAAGAUAGUACAGAAAUCCAGCUCAUCCGCCAUGCUUUCCAUACCUCACGCCUGUGACUUGCACACGUCUAUGAUAACUCCAAAUGAAGGAUACUCCCUUUCCGUAUCUGGAAACGACGGUAAACACCAAGAAGUCAAGUCGUCGGUAACUGUGGAAUUUUUAAGUUUCACCAACACAACGAUACAAAACGCAAUAACAGUCAGAAUAGCGAACACGACAUCCAAAUAUUUUCUGCAACAUGUGUACAGAGGCAUGCUGGAGUUCUUCAAGGACAAUCUGGAGUAUGGAGAAGCUUUAUUAGUGUUUGGCUUACAUGAGAUCGAGAAAGAUAUAGAAAUAACUGUUGCGGUCAAAAAAGAAUUCGGUUACAGGGACAAAACAUACGUGAUAGAAAAAUUAAAGCAUAAAAGGAACAUCUUUCAAGGCAAUUUCAACCUUCAUGAUGUAACAAUAGAUUAUUCACCUUGCAGAGAGGAUAUAUGUGAAAAUGGCGGUAUAUGUACACACCAUAUUAGCGUUGAGAGGAAAACCGAAAUUACCGACACUCAAAAUAUAAUUUUCACCUCACCUAUGAUAUUGCAUAAUAGAAAAUGCGAGUGCGCAAGUGGAUUCACUGGUGAAAAUUGUGGAAAGAGGCAAGAUCCAUGCUCACCGAACCCUUGCAAAAAUAAAGGACAGUGCAGAAAACAAGGAUUCAACUUCCAAUGUAUUUGCCCAUCGCACAAGGAUGGAAAACUGUGUGAACUAGAGAAAGGCGAUGUUUGCUUGGACAACCCAUGUAGAAAUGGCGGAUCCUGUCGUGAAAGUCCAGAUGGAUCAUCUUUCUUCUGCCUGUGCAGACCCGGUUAUCGCGGUAAUCAAUGUGAAGCCCUCGCAGAUUCAUGCAGACCCAAUCCUUGCUUACACGGUGGUCUGUGCAUUGGUCUCAAACCUGGUUAUAAGUGCAGUUGCACCGAUGGAAGAUACGGGAGACACUGUGAAAAAUCCACAUUCGGCUUCCAAGACCUGUCGUAUAUGACAUUCCCAUCCCUAGAUGCCGCGACCAAUGACAUAUCCUUCAUCUUUGCUACCAGCAAGGCCAACUCACUACUCAUCUACAACUACGGGAUACAAACUGGUGGAAGAAGCGAUUUUGUCGCUUUGGAGUUGAUAGAAGGAAAAGCCGUUUUCUCGUUUGGUGGAGCAAGGACAGCCAUAACUUCCAUCAAUGUUCAAGGGAAGAAGGGAAAUCUGGCAGACGGUAACUGGCAUAAGAUAACGGCAACUAGGAACGGCAGAGUGGUAUCCCUUAGCGUCAGUUCGUGCAAUGAACAUGGAGACGUUUGUGAAGACUGCAGAGCUGGCGAUUCUUCAUGCUAUACCGAUGAUAUUGGUCCUGCUGGAACCUUGAAUUUCAACAACAACCCACUGUUGAUCGGAGGACUGGAUAAAGCCGACCCGAUUCUGGAAAGGCCAGGUCAAGUGCAUUCCGACGAUUUUGUUGGCUGCGUUCACAGUAUAUCAGUAAACGGACGUCUUCUGAACCUGAGCAAUCCCAUCCAUUCCGAAAACGUGAAGAACAACUGCGCAAGAAAAGGCUCCUGCACCAAGGUCUCCGAUAAUCACUGUUACGGCCACGGAUCUUGCUUGGACAGAUGGAAUACCAUCAGUUGCCGAUGUGAUGGAGGACUCAUAGCACCCAACUGUGGAGCAGCACUACUUCCGAUAACAAUCAGUGGUGGAGCCUAUGUUGAAUUCGUGCCAUCCGAGUUUCACAAGAGGAUGCAGCUGUUGGAGAUCUUCUACAAGGGAUCUACAGUAUGGACUGAUGCACGUCGUAGAUCAACAAGAUCUUUACCUUCGAUAGCUUCUGCGUCCACAAAUAAUCACAUUUCUAAAACGAUAAGUUUCAUGUUCAGAACUGUUGAAUCCGAUGGGGUCCUAUUCUACGUGACAAGCAAUAAAUAUUACACUUCCCUGGAAAUAAUAGAUGGCCAGAUAAGAUAUAUGAGCAAACUGUCUAAUACCGUCAAUAUGACCGCAUACAAUCAGAAGAUAAAUGAUGGAGUUUGGCACAAUCUAACCCUCCAUUCACACGGUAGACUGCUGGAGCUGAUUCUAGACGGAUCAAGGAUCGGUGAAGAAUUGGAUUCCGCCGGUGUCCACGAUUUUCUGGACCCUUACUUAACGUACAUUUCUCUGGGCGGUGUGAGAAGGAACAUGUAUUAUGUGAAAGACACACCCCCGAACUCUCUCGAGGGUUGUUUCGCAAACUUCACCAUCAACAACGAAGUUCAAUCUUUCACGACACCCGGUAGUAUCUUCCAAGAGAUGAGGAUGAUUGGAAAGGUGACAAAUGAUUGCAAGGGCCUCAUUGGAAUAGGAAGUGCCAAACAAACCAAUCCGUUGAGUAUUGGUAUAACUCUUGUGAUAGUUUUCUUCGUAGUCCUACUCAUAGCCAUACUCGUGUCGUUCGUUGUGUUCAGAUUGAGGAAGCAACACAAGGAGAAGAACGGGACGCCAGGAAGUCCUUCUGGAAUACACAGUAAGCAAAAUGGAAACAGUGCCUCUAUGGGCAUCAGUUUGAAUUCUAUUGGUGACAGUAUCCUCGGUCGAAAUAUGCAUUCUAAUGAUAAUUCUAUGGGAUAUCACAAUGAAACAAGCGACGUGAUUAGAGGGAUUGGUGGACAUCCUUUGGUUGGUCCCGAAUUGUUGUCUAAGAAGUACAAAGAAAGAGAAUUGAACGCUGGGGAACUUCCCAGACCUCAAAGACCGGAUAUUAUUGAACGGGAGGUUGUUAGUAAAAGUCCUCCGAUGAGAGAUGAACAUCAUCCACCACUGCCACCAAACUCCAACCACAACCACGACCACUCAACCGAUUUGAAUUCCGAGAUGCCCGAACAUUACGACUUGGAGAACGCUAGUUCCAUAGCUCCAUCCGAUAUCGAUAUAGUUUACCAUUAUAAAGGAUACAGGGAAGCUGCAGGGGUCAGGAAGUACAAAGCUACACCUCCCGCUGUCGGUUACCACCACAAGCAUUCAUCAGCGCAAGGGCAAGCACAACAUCGACAUUCCCCGCAUCACCCUGGUGGGUUUCCACCAAGAGCUCCUCCAGUUACCAGCCCUUCGUCGAGGCCUCACCAAACCACUCCGCUAGCCAGGCUGAGCCCCAGUAGUGAAAUGAGUGCCGCGCAUCCAAGAAUUUUAACUUUACACGAUAUCAGUGGUAAACCGCUUCAAAGUGCCUUAUUAGCUACCACCUCCAGUUCGGGGGGAGUGGGAAAAGACGCUCUAAAUAGUAAUAGUGAAAGAAGUUUGAACAGUCCUGUGAUGUCUCAAUUGAGCGGACAGAGUUCGGGAAGUCGUAAAAACCAAGUGCCGCCGCCGGUAUCGAAUCAAUCGUCGGGUAUGACCUUAACUUCGGAGGAGUUGGAGAGGCUGAACAGUCGACCGAGGAAUUCCAGUCUGGUCUCGACACUGGACGCGGUUUCCAGCUCCAGCGAAGCUCCAAGGGUCAACGUGAACGCCCAUUUGAACCAUCUGAGGCGAUCUCCGGUGCAGGACACCCAUCACAGCUCGACCACGACGGACGAGAGUGGCAACGACAGUUUCACCUGUUCCGAGAUAGAAUACGAUAAUAGCAGUAUUACGGGCGAUAAGUACAAGUCCAACGAGCCCGAACCUAGACGUAACAAUUCUAGUUCUAGUAGUAACAAAAACAAUGCACUACCUCCGUCCUACGAUGGCUUCGAUUCCUCUUACAGAGGCUCGAUGAGCACCCUGGUUGCUUCGGACGAUGAGAUGGGAAACGGGCAGAUGUACAGGCCCUCUACAGGCUCUCCGUCGACUGCCACCCUCGGAUGGGACUAUUUUUUAAAUUGGGGUCCCAAUUUCGAUAGUUUAGCGGGCGUGUUCAAGGAUAUAGCGGAGAUGCCGGAAUCUGUGAACGGUCGGGUACCGUCCUCCUUGAGGUUAGCGAACGCUCCAAAGCCAUCCGAAGAGUAUGUAUAGUGAUUAUUUUGCAAUAGACUGGAAACAAAUUUUUGAGGCCUUGUAUCAAGGUGUUUUGUAAUUUCUUGCCAUAUUAUGUGUAAUUUGUUUGUAAAAACUGCUGUGACUCUUUUAAAUUGUAUAUAUUUAGUUUGUAAUAGACUUUUGUAAUUGAAUUUUUUUAUGAAUGAAAUAAAAACUAACUUUCGAAUUAA
This is a messenger RNA of Coccinella septempunctata (seven-spotted ladybird), 15829 nucleotides long. RefSeq names its product cadherin-related tumor suppressor (gene ft). Lineage: Eukaryota; Metazoa; Arthropoda; Insecta; Coleoptera; Coccinellidae. Gene Ontology annotation, molecular function: calcium ion binding; cadherin binding. The coding region runs from base 594 to 15635 and encodes 5013 amino acids. The transcript is spliced from 9 exons. The record is from RefSeq and is a predicted model, not a curated record. Gene Ontology annotation, cellular component: plasma membrane; catenin complex. Gene Ontology annotation, biological process: homophilic cell-cell adhesion.